Vitis riparia (riverbank grape) is the source of this 712-nucleotide messenger RNA. Its product is annotated as 17.3 kDa class II heat shock protein-like. The record is from RefSeq and is a predicted model, not a curated record. Lineage: Eukaryota; Viridiplantae; Streptophyta; Magnoliopsida; Vitales; Vitaceae. Gene Ontology annotation, biological process: protein folding; response to hydrogen peroxide; response to salt stress. The coding region runs from base 76 to 546 and encodes 156 amino acids. The transcript has a single exon.
UCAACAUUCAAGCGUUUCCGGUUCAGCACUUGUAGUUGUUCACAGUCUCACACCAACGAAUCUCUGAAACCCAACAUGGAUUUGAGAAUGAUUGGCCUCGACUCUCCACUCUUCUCAGCCCUCCAACACAUGCUCGACGCCGCCGACGACUCCGACAAGUCCGUCAGCGCCCCCACUCGCACCUACGUCCGCGAUGCUAAGGCCAUGGCUGCGACGCCGGCGGACGUCAAGGAGUACCCCAAUUCCUACGCCUUCAUCAUCGACAUGCCGGGGCUGAAGUCCGGCGACAUCAAGGUGCAGGUGGAGGACGACAAUGUGCUGGUGAUCAGCGGAGAGAGGAAGCGCGAGGAGGAGAAGGAAGGCGCCAAGUAUGUAAAAAUGGAGAGAAGGGUGGGGAAGUUUAUGAGGAAGUUUGUGUUGCCUGAGAAUGCAAAUACUGACAAGAUCUCCGCGAUUUGUCAGGAUGGGGUGUUGACCGUCACGGUGGAAAAGUUGCCUCCGCCGGAGCCCAAGAAACCCAAGACCAUUGAGGUGAAGAUCGCCUAAGAUCCUUGGGGUUUUGGGGGGUUUUAUGGUAAAAAAUGUGGUGGAUAAUAGGUUCAAGUAUGGACCAUGGUUGUGUGUGUGGUUUCUAGUGAUGAAGCUGAGGCUUUCUUUAUCAGUAUGUAGUUUUGAGCACCCUAUCAAUGAAGUACCUCUACUUAUAUUAUAA